UUACUCGCCCGGCUUACAGACUGCGUGCGAUGCUCCCGGUCCCGCUUCCCUUGGGAUCUCAUUGGGAUUUUCGCUGCUCGGUUUCGUGUUCGCUCUUUGGAUCAAGGCUCGCACGUGUCGACUUGAGUCGGUUGAGCGGUGUGUGGUCGGAUGUUCCCGUCCGUCCGUAAGUCCGUCCGUCUGUCGGUUCCCGGAGUUCGUCGCGGCUGCUGCCCUGGCGUUCAACGCUUUGAGUCUCGCAGUUCCUGACAGCAGAGAGGGAGCUUCAUUAUCGGAUUGCGGGUUCGUUCCGUUUUGUCGCUCAUGCAAGUGGUCGCAUUGGCCUCUGCGACGUGGGUGGGACGCGAUACUGUGUUGUGGGAUUCAAUUGGAGUCGUCGUUCAGGUUCUGGGGGGUUGUGUGUCUGGAAUGCUGGAGCUUUCGUCGGACCGAAAUCGGGACCGGGUUUGCGAAGCAGGUGCGUUGGAAGGAAGCCGGGGGGCUGGGUUUAAUAAAGUCCGAGCCGGAAACCGAGGCGAGAGUUUGGCAAUAGUGGGUCGGGAGGCUGCGACUGCGUUACGUAUCUCUUGCUUUCUGGUCCAGGCGUGUCGUGUAGAGCAUUGCAUCAGUUGCAGCUGCGGACGCUUCUCUGGAUUGGGUAUUCGAUUUCCGAGCUCUUGUGGUUUUCAGAUCUCGAGGUAGGUGGAGGAAGAUUGCGCGUGCUAGCUUGCGAGUGCUGGGUGUUGGAAUCUUCUGGUUGGAAGAUUAGAUCCUGGUUGCCGAUCUUGACAGAGGGGAGUGGUCGAGCUUCAUGCUUCGGAUGAGGUGCUGAAAAUCUCCGGGGUCUUUGGUUUUAGAAACUGCUGUUUCUGGUUUAGGGUGUCGAUGGGUGACGUGUGUAUUCAUUAGUAUCUGAGAAACUUCCCGCUUUCCAAGUUAUUUACUCGGCACAUGGUUUCAACGCUUAGGCUCUUGCUCCUCCCCUGUACUUUGCAAUCGGGAAUGUCUUCAUCCUCGAGACGAACCCUCGCGUCGCCCGCAUAUCGUCCUUAACCAAAUACCUCCGUUGCAGAGGGAACUUUGAUGCCGAAAUUUUCAUGAUACACAUGGUUUGGACUUCAGGAUAAACCGACAGACGUGAAGUAGCUGCUUCACGAUAUGACAACGAAUCGCGCACUCCAAUUGGAAUUCCGUCUCUAGCGUCGAAAGCGUCUGUGAUAGGUACGGCCUUUUCAACAUCCCGAAACCAUCCGGGUGCUCGCGCAAAGUUGAGUUAGAGCACAAGCUAGGCGUAAAUUUAGGGUUGGCAGUAGCUUUGCUGGGAUAUCUGAAGAGCCUUGUGGGACUGUGCUUUGAGAAAGGAUCGAUUUUAGUGAGCAGGAAUUUAGGUCAAGCAGUGUAGUUCGGAAUGCAAUCAAAAUGAGGGCUUACAGGUGCUCAGGGACGUAACGAAGUGGUUACGGGACCAGCUGGGGGUGGAAACAACUAUUGGUUGAACGCCAAUUAAGUUUUCCACGAUGAAGAGCACGUUGAGUCCAAGGGCGGCAGCGGGAGGUGACUGGUGUGAUAUGAGCAGCAAGUGUAAGUGUCGGUGGAGAUGGUCUUCGUAUGGCUUGUGCUCGAAGUGCCACGAUAGGCUACAACACCGAGGGUGCGGUCUUUCCUUGGCGUUUUUGUAUUUCUUCUGGACCACACUCUUUUUUGUGUUUGUGGGGAGUCUCUUCGCGUGGUUGGCGUUCUCGCCAUACAAACGGCACAUCGGCGCUGCUGCAGGAUGCCAGCCGGAUAAUGAAGGAUCAUGGAGCAUUGGAGUGUAUCGUGGCAACUCUCCGUUCAACCUACAGCCGAUUGAAUCGGCAAACAUACGGAAUAAUCAAACUGCAGCCUGGCCCGUGGCUAACCCAGUCUUCACAUGCGCUUCCGUUACGGACAUGAGCCAUCCGAGCAAUUUUGUGGCGUAUCCCUUCCUGUUCGCCCAUGGAGCGAAGAUGUACAUGUUCUUUGAAACAAAGAAUAGUAUUACGAUGCAGGGAGAUAUUGGUGUGGCAGAAAGCACAGAUCAGGGUGUUACGUGGACGUAUUUGGGUAUUGCUCUUGGCGAGGACUGGCAUGUUUCCUAUCCAUACGUCUUCGAAUAUGGUGACGAGAUUUACAUGAUGCCUGAGGGUAGCCAAAACGGAGACUUGCGUCUCUACCGAGCUGUAGAGUUCCCCUUGCGAUGGGUGUUUCACAAAACCCUGAUCAGCAAGCCCUUGGUGGGUGCGUCAAUGGUCAAGCACGAGGGUGAGUACUGGCUCUUUGCCUCUAACUUCCAUCACUUUGGGAAUCGAAAGAAUGGACAGCUUGAGAUAUGGUUUGCUCCCUCCCCUUUGGGUCCCUGGGUGGAGCACCCUCAGAAUCCUAUUUUGAACGGCGACUCCAGCAUUGGGGCUCGUGGUGGAGGGACGCCUUUUCUGCACGACGGCGAGCUUUAUCGCAUCGGACAGGACUGCGGUGAGACCUACGGACGCCGCUUGCGUGUCUUUCAGGUUGUGACGUUGACGAAGGAGAAGUAUCACGAGGUAGAAGUGCCAUUCAACCUGGACGAUUCAUCGAAGAAGGGUCAGAAUGCCUGGAAUGGCCAUCGGACCCACCACAUGGAUCUCCAUCAGCUCUCCUCGGGUGAAUGGAUGGCUGUCAUAGACGGAGACCGAAGUCCUGCAGGAGGCGUGGCUUCGAGGUACAUCCUUGGUGCAGGCGCUCUUCUGCUUCUCCUGUCGCUCAAUGUCACGGUGGGGAUCCUCUUCGGAUACGUGAGCUGGGUAAUCCCCCUCUUGCUCAUGAUUCCAGGAAAGAAAGCCGAGCCGGUGCUACCUUGGGUGAUCCGUCCUCAAUUUCCCACACGCUUUUUCAGAGCAGCCAGCCGUUUGAGUCGAUCGGGCUCCUCCCUCAAGCGGAUCCGCUGGCGGUCCUGCUUGUGGUGCUUGUUCCUCCUCGCCAGCCUCGCUGUCACCGUGCUCGCGACCUGCACGGUCGUGAACUGCUUCUUUGGCGGCAAUGGUGCCGAGGAGCCCUACCCUGUCGACAACCAAUACUCCCAGUUCACCAUGAUCGCCAUGACAUACGAAGCGCGACUCUGGAACCUCCAGAUGUACGUGAAACAUUACUCCCGCUGCGCGUCAGUCCGGGAGAUCGUAGUCGUCUGGAACAAGGGCACUCCACCAGACCUCGAGGACUUCGACUCCGCUGUCCCGGUCCGGAUCCGCGUCGAGCCCCAAAACUCGCUCAAUAACCGUUUUAAGCCUGAUGAGCUCAUCAAAACGAAGGCCGUCUUCGAGCUCGACGACGACAUCAUGAUCACCUGCGACGACGUCGAGAGGGGAUUCAAAGCCUGGCGCGAGCACCCGGACCGAAUGGUGGGUUACUACCCGCGGCUGGUGGACGGCACUCCGCUAACGUACCGCAACGAGCGCUACGCGAGGUCGAAAAAGGGGUACAACAUGAUUCUCACUGGGGCCGCGUUCAUGGACAGCGAGGUGGCUUUCCAAAGCUACUGGAGCCCUGAGGUAGAACAGGCGCGCGCCGUCGUGGACGACCUCUUCAACUGCGAGGACAUCCUCAUGAACUUCAUUCUAGCAAACCAGACCGCGGGUCGCGCUGUGGAGUACGUGCACCCCGCUUGGGCAAUCGAUACGUCGAAGCUGUCGUCGGCGGCGAUUAGCCGCGACACCCAAGGGCAUUACGACAAGCGCACCAAGUGCUUGAAGGAGUUCACUCGGAUCUUCGGUGGGGUCCCCGUGAGGAAGUGGGGGUUCCUCAGCCGGAAAGAUGGCUGGGACAACUGAUUCAGUUUUUUUUUCGGCGUCUGGUCUAGGAUCAUUAGAGUAGGAAAGAGUCGGAGAUAUCGACGAUGCUUAGCGCCACGAUCCGUUGUAAAAUCAGUAUUCGACCCUGGUGCUUCGUCUCUCUUGUAUACUAGUAAUUGCAAGCCUUGUCGUCCUUCUUCUUCUUCUUCUUCUUUUUCUUUCCUUUUAAAAUUUUUGUUUUUCCUUCGGAGGACGGGGAAGAGGAGGAUUCAUGGUGAUCUCUCUGAUGUCAAUCGAUGUUUCUUCUAGCAGAUUGUUGGUUUGGUUUCCAUGUAUUAACGCUCUUUCAGAGUCGUUGCUGCUUUGCUCCCUCGUAAGACCGGCGCUGUGGGCCGCCUCCAUCGUUGCCGCUUCAGGUUAGCGGAGAGUUAAUUUGCCUAUGAAUUGAAAAGCACAAUGAUGAUGAUAUGAUACAUUCUAGUUGAAGAUAAUAAAAUCAACUCUAGAUUUUUUUUGCCAUCAAUUGUUUAUGUACUCAUUUUUGAUCUUUUUAUUUAUACAAUUGUGUCACGUGACAAUUUCUCA
Messenger RNA from Physcomitrium patens, 4349 nucleotides. Lineage: Eukaryota; Viridiplantae; Streptophyta; Bryopsida; Funariales; Funariaceae. The record is from RefSeq and is a predicted model, not a curated record.